AUGAAUGUUACUAUUGUCGGCGCAAACGGCGAGGUUGGCUUGUCCACCAUUGCAGCCCUUAAAACUUCCUCUACCAAGUUUAACCUGACCGCAAUUGUUCGACCUGCUUCUAUCAACAAGCCUGAGAUCGAAUUUAUCAAAAAGCAAGGUGUCUCAGUCGUACCUAUCAACAUUGAAAACAACCAUGAUGAGCUUGUAAAAACUCUCACUGGACAAGACGUCGUCAUCAGCGGUGUGGCCCCAUUCACAACUGCUCCCGAGAUUGCUCUUGCAAACGCAGCCAAGGCAGCUGGAGUGAAGCGUUUUAUCCCCAGUGGCUUUGGUCCAAGCUGCCCUCCUACUGGUGUCCUGAUUCUCAGGGACUUUAAAGAAAUCAUCAUAAGCCACGUCAAAAAGAUUUACCUGCCCUACACUAUCAUCGAUGUCGGCCUGUGGUACCAGGUGUCUCUCCCAGCUCUUCCAUCUGGCAAGAUCGACUACGCCCUCAAGUUCCCUACAAAUAUCAUGGCCGAGGAUGGCUCUCACGCUUCAGCUAUCACGGAUCUCCGAGACGUUGGGAAGUAUGUGGCCAAGAUUAUCACUGAUGAGCGUACUCUGAACAAGUAUGUGUUUGCCUACAAUGAGGUCUGGACGCAGGAACAGAUCCAUAGCCAUUUGGAGAAAGUGACCGGCGAGAAGAUCCCGCGCAACAAGGUGACAACGAAAGAGAUUGAAUCCACCAUCGCAAAAGCCCAGGCUACGUACGAUCAAGGCGACAAGUCCCUCCCAUCCUUAUUCGGACUUGUCUUUCCCCAGUACAUCAACUGCGAGUGGUUCCGUCAGGAUAACCUCCCGGAGCGUGCCAAGUAUCUGGGGUAUCUCAGCACCAAGGAUCUUUACCCUGACUUUGAGGCGAUCAAGUAUGUAGACUAUGUGGAUGAGGUGGUUGAGGGCAGGGGAAAGUCUAUCUAUGUCAACCGCGAGUUUUGA
Molecule: messenger RNA, 969 nt
Organism: Fusarium pseudograminearum CS3096
Lineage: Eukaryota; Fungi; Ascomycota; Sordariomycetes; Hypocreales; Nectriaceae
Exons: 4
Coding region: 1-969 (322 amino acids)
Source: RefSeq, a predicted model, not a curated record